Molecule: messenger RNA, 2785 nt
Organism: Crotalus tigris (Tiger rattlesnake)
Lineage: Eukaryota; Metazoa; Chordata; Lepidosauria; Squamata; Viperidae
Product: H-2 class I histocompatibility antigen, Q9 alpha chain-like
Exons: 8
Coding region: 106-1203 (365 amino acids)
Biological process (GO): immune response
Cellular component (GO): external side of plasma membrane
Source: RefSeq, a predicted model, not a curated record
CACCCGCUUCUACUCUGGGUUGUUGCGUUGCUGAUCACCCGGAGCGCGUCUUUCUCUGCUUGCGACUUCUGGAGAGCGGAUCGCAGUUCGAGAAUCGCGGCCAGGAUGGCGCUCCGCUCUCUGCCGCUCCUGGUGUUGGUGGCGGUCGCCCUGCGGGAGAGCUGCCUCGCCGCCUCCUCCCACACCCUGAAGAAUUUCUACUCCUCCAUCUGGGACCCCAGUCAGGGGCAGCCCCACUUUGUCGCUCUGGGGUACGUGGACGGUCAGGUCUUUGUUCACUACGACAGCAGCACCCGGAGGGAGCAGCCUCGAGUCUCCUGGAUAAAGAAGGUGGAGAAAGAAGACCCCCAAUAUUGGGACACUCAGACGCAGAUAUUACGUUACAAUGAGGAUUCGUUCAGACAAAGCCUGGAGAAUCUGAGGCUUCGCUACAAUCAGAGUGAAGGCCUUCACACAUUGCAGUGGAUGGUUGGCUGUGAGCUCCAGGUUGACCAGAGCAAAAAAGGAUCUUGGCAAUUUGGCUACGAUGGGAGGACCUUCCUCACCUUCGACAAGGAGAGACUCACUUGGGUGGCUCCUGACCCCCAGGCCCAGAUCACCCAAAGGAAAUGGGACGCUGAUCCAGGAUAUAAUCAGAGAAGGAAGGCCUACCUGGAGGAGGAAUGCAUUGAGUGGCUGGAGAAGUACCUGUCCUACGGGAAGGAGACGCUGCUGAGGACAGAGCCCCCAGAGGUGACCAUGAGUAGAAAGACGGAGAUGGAGGAUGGGAUGGAGAUGCACAUCUGCCGCCUGGAUGGCUUCUACCCCAGGGAGAUCGAGGCCUCCUGGACGAGGGAUGGGGAGGUCUGGCUGCAGGACACCCUAUGUGGCUCCGUGGCCCCCAACGCGGAUGGGACCUUCCAUGCCUGGCUCAGCAUCCGGAUCGAUCCCAAAGAGAGGGGCCGCUAUCGCUGCCACGUGGAGCACGACAGCCUACCGAAGUCUCUGGACGUGGCCCUGAAGGAACUAAAUCUGGGGCUCAUCAGCGGCUGCAUUGUGGCUGGCCUUGUCUCGGUGUUUGCGAUUGUUGGGAUCUUGGCUUAUAUUUACAUUCCCAAGAGACGUCAAGGUGACCACAAUGCAACACCGAGUGAAUUGUCCUCUUUACAAGUAAUCUCCAACUUAGAGCAGGGACCAGAGGCUCCAUCAUUUGAGAGGAAGUGAGGAAGGAUCCAGCAGUUCCAGCCAGGCACGAGUGGACACUCUCAGCAUCAGGAAGGGGGAAUGAACAGGGGAUCGGCCUUCUUCUGAAUUAGGACCGACUCUCAGGUGGAGCCCUUCAGACCCUUCCAGCCUGCUGGAACCAGGAUGGAUUUUGGGUCUUGCUUUUCAGGUGCCUCAUUUCAUGCAGUCGCCCAAGAAUGCAGAGACGCUUGAUUGACGGGAAAGAAGUCCCCAUAUUACGACGGAUGCUUUCUGAGCAAAGGAGUGAAAGGAUUGAAAGUGAACAGUGAAAUUGAAAAAGGGUGGGGUCUUACACCCAAACUUCUUUUGCGAUUCCCAGAUGCCUUCAAGAGCUGGCCAUCUUUGAGAGCCUAUAAAGGAGACUAUUUAAAGCAGCCACAUCCAUCCCGGCCCCUGUGGGCCACAUGUGGCCUUGGAUAGGUAGUAAAGCAGUCCUGCAGAAGUUUUAAUGCUAUAAUAAAAAUGUAAAGGAAGUUAUUUAAAUACAUUAACUAUAUUAUAGAUUUUAUAUGUGGCCCAAGACCAUUUCUCCUCACUCCAUGCAGCCAAGACAAGCCGAAAGGUCGGACACGGCUGCUUUAAAGCAUUUUGUGAGAAUUCAAUCAGUAUUUGAGUGUCUUCCCCUGAUUCAAAAGUUUUAGAACUGUAUUUAUUUCUUAGACACCUAAACAACUUUAGGCAGCUCACAAAAAUAGUCAAACUACGAAGGACACAAAAAACGUAUGACAAAAACUAAAAACUUGAGCCCUCCAUCUUCCUUUUAGGAGCCCCAACACCCAUCUGCAGGAUGGUGCAAGGCGCUAAGCAUAUAGAUUCAGUGUCCACAUCAAACAUUGUUGCGCUCCCAGGUCCCUUGGCCAGCAAUGAUCCUCCUUAGCCAAGAGGUAGGAAAGUUCCCCCUCUCCAGUCAUCACCCCCCCCCAUCUUCCGUACCGGAAUAUGGCAUUGACCACCUUUCUUGAAGCCAGGACAUGGAUACAAAGCCAGGUUUUGAUGCCAUUGUGGAAGGCUAAGAGGAGUGGGAUCUACUUGAGGGUCUUCCAAAAGCCAUAGGAAAGGGACACUUCCAAGAGUUACUGACAGGGAGAUGUUUUUCACUGAGGUAGUUCUUCUCAGGUAUAGACUACUUGGAUUCCUCCAGAUACUUUAGACUUCAACUCCCAUCAUGCCUUGCUGCCAGGCAGCUCUCUAGAUAUAAUUGACCUACGCUGGUUGCAAAUAAAGCAACUCAGAAAGAAGUGAAUUUGGUAAUCCAGGAGCGAGUACCUUCCUUUCAGAGAAAUUGGGCAAGAGGAAAUCAUCUUGUCGUUCCCCCCCCCCCCGGAGAAAACAAGAAGUUACAAUGGCCUUUUGAUGGGUGUGGAGUUGUGGGGGAAGGAGUGGCAGAACCUGAGGGGGGAGUUAAAGGAGGGAUCAGCCUAGAAUCUCUUUGUAGCUACAAGCAAGCUAAGUCCAGACCUCCUUCAGUUCCAUUGACCUUUUUUUAAACUGCUAUGAGGUGCUAACCAUUAGCUGAGAAGGUUCCUGUGCAUAGGUGUAACAAUAAAUCGGUUUAAUUGGA